CUGGUUUCCUUCCGCGAGCUCUGAACUACUUUGCUCUCCGACGCUCAGCUCACACAUGGACGUGACUUAGUGUGUUUCGGGACAUGACAGAGUGGAGACCAGACAAAGAUGUGAAGACGGCCGGAGUUUGGUUCGGUAGGAGUGCAGAGCGGAUCACACAGCAUAUGUAUUAGUUAAAACAUGGCGGAUCCCAAGUAUAAACAGUUGCCUCCUCUAACCUCCGCUGCUGAGUUCUCUGACAUCCGUGAGAAUCCGCUCCGGACAUAUCUCCUGGGAAUCAUCAUCUCUAUAUGUGGGAACUUUCUCAUCAGCAUUUCCCUCAACAUACAGAAAUACGCCCACGUGCGCCAGUCUCAGCGUGGCUCCAAGCCCUACUACACUUCUGUGCUGUGGUGGUGCGGUGUGAUCCUCAUGGGCGUCGGAGAAUUGGGGAACUUUGCUGCUUACGGCUUUGCCCCGGCAUCACUCAUAGCCCCCCUGGGCUGUGUGUCCGUCAUUGCCAGUGGUGUCAUAUCAGUGGUUUUCCUUAAGGAGACGGUGCGUGCCUCUGACAUUGUUGGUGGCACAUUGGCAUUAACAGGAACAUAUCUCCUGGUGACCUUCGCCCCCCACACAUCAACGCACAUCACAGCCCAACUAGUCCAAUAUUAUGCUAUUAGCUGGCAUUUCCUCGCUUAUCUUUCUAUAGAGGUCGUAGUCUUUUGCAUCCUGCUCUAUCUGUACAAGAGGAGGAAUGUGAAGCACAUCAUCAUUGUGAUGCUACUGGUGGCCCUGCUUGCCUCUCUGACAGUCAUCUCGGUGAAAGCCGUGUCAGGAAUGAUCACCGAGUCUGUGAAGGGCCACCUACAGCUCAUAUACCCCAUCUUCUAUGCCAUGCUUGUCGUUAUGGUCGCCUCCUGCGCCUUCCAGAUCAAGUUUCUCAAUCAGGCGAUGAAAAUGUUUGAUGCCACAGAGGUGGUCCCUAUCAACUUUGUGUUUUUUACCGCAAGUGCCAUUCUUGCAGGAAUAGUCUUUUACCAGGAAUUUGAAGGCCUGGCUUUACUGAACAUCUUCAUGUUCCUUUUUGGAUGUCUCCUGUCUUUCCUGGGCGUGUUCCUGAUAGCCAGAAACAGACCAAAGAUAAAACAGCAAGAGCGGACCUUUAUCGCAAUGGAUAAAAUCCCCAGAAGAAGACACACAGACAAAGUCCAGCCCGAGGCAAAGACUUCGACAUAUGGAUCCCUGGCAGCCAAACUCAUGUGCAACAGAGCUGGCCAGACAGACGACUCAUAGGACCAACUCCAUCUGUCCGCCUCUAUUUAUCUGGCCUUGGUGUGUGUGUGUGUGUGUGUGUGUGUGUGUGUGUGUGUGUGUGUGUGUGUGUGUGUGUGUUUGUGUGCACACCUCCCUCUGGUUCGCCUGUCACAGGCAUUGGAAAUGACAGCUAUAUUUCAAUAAUGCCUCUCUAUUUAUACUGGCUAAUGAAAGGCAUCCAUUCAAAUUGAUGCCGGCAGCAUUGAAGUGUCGUUGGCAAUAUUGAUAUCGGAGAUUUUAUUUACUCCUUCAUGAAUCCAAAUCUGAAAAUGGCAUAUUGCAGAAAUAUUGUUUUUCUGUCUUUGCUGUGAACAGUACUUCCCGUAGCGCGUACAUGAAUUGCUGAUGAGAAAAAGGGACUGUUAAAAACGAGAAAAAAGAUGAAACAUCUCAGGAUCAAAGUAAAAAAAUAAAUAAAAAAUGCAUAUUUAAAACCAAAUGCAACUUUCAACCUUUUCUAUUUGGAGAGGUUCCAGUAGGCCAUCGCAACAAAUGCAAUCCCUCCCUAACAUAAGAGCCAUUCUGAUAAUUGCCUAAUUUGAAGAACCAGAUCCCCGUGGAGUCUAUCGUCUUGUCAAUAAACAAUGAUCAAUGUUGAUGCCCAAACAUCGUCUUAAAAUACCUUCAGCGUUCUGUGAAGCACCAGUGCCCCCUACUGGCAGGAAACCUCAAAAGAUGAACAAGCAGUUUUAAUGCAUGUGAUAAUCUGGAUUUAGGAAAGCGCAUAGAAGAAAACUUGAGCUCAACUGACAUAGCAUUGAUUCUACAGUUGUAACAGAGAGCACAGGGGACUGGCACCCCCCCCCCCCCCAAAAAAAAGGAAAAAAACAGUUCUGUGGCCAUCUUAUGGAAGAUACUGACUCCAAUCAUAUGUGACCUUUUUUUUUAAGUGCCGACCGUGACCAGUAUUCUCUGUUGUUAUAUAGAGAUCUGUUAUUGAAUAAUAACUAUGAAUGUCUCAUUGACAGCCAUUUUCUUGGUAUUGCAAUAGGUUUUAUAACCUGCUCCAAACAACAAAUAAAUCUGUUGCAGAGCCUACACACCUAUCUUUACCUCAUGUUACCGCAAAUAUACCACAGG
This is a messenger RNA of Lampris incognitus (smalleye Pacific opah), 2373 nucleotides long. Its product is annotated as NIPA-like protein 2. Lineage: Eukaryota; Metazoa; Chordata; Actinopteri; Lampriformes; Lampridae. Gene Ontology annotation, cellular component: membrane. The record is from RefSeq and is a predicted model, not a curated record. Gene Ontology annotation, biological process: magnesium ion transport. Bases 181 to 1272 code for a protein of 363 amino acids. Gene Ontology annotation, molecular function: magnesium ion transmembrane transporter activity. The transcript is spliced from 11 exons.